Prorocentrum cordatum is the source of this 390-nucleotide messenger RNA. The record is from the annotation of a GenBank genome assembly. NCBI's taxonomy places the organism in Eukaryota, Dinophyceae, Prorocentrales, Prorocentraceae.
AUGCCAUCAGGAGGAGGAGGAGGAGGAGGAGGAGGAGGAGGAGGAGGAGGAGGGUGCGCGAGGAGACAUUCUUCGAUCCGCUCUACCCGUCGCGUGGCAGCGCCGCGGGGGUCGGAGAAGAGCAACCACUCCACUCCUUUCGUCGCGCGGCACCGCGGCGGGCGCCGACGAAAAAAAUGCUACGCCACUCGCCACGCGGCAGCGACGGGGGGGCGCGGAGAGGCAAAACAGUCCAUUCUAGUCGUCGCGUGGCAGCGCCGCGUGGAGCGAGAGAACUGCUGUGUCACAGCGGCGACUCGGAGGACGACGACGAGAAGGACGACGACGACGGCCAGGACCAGGGAGGCGGCCAACAGUUACAUCCAGUGCUUCUCGUCCUACCGACGUUAA